Molecule: messenger RNA, 1239 nt
Organism: Lachancea sp. 'fantastica'
Lineage: Eukaryota; Fungi; Ascomycota; Saccharomycetes; Saccharomycetales; Saccharomycetaceae
Source: the annotation of a GenBank genome assembly
AUGUUGAGAGCAGGACAGCCACUCCCAAGCGUGGUUCUUCGUCGUAAUCUUUCGCAGACUUUGAGAGCGAGCCAAGGAAACCCACGGUCUCCAUUGCAAAUCUUCCGGGAAACUUUCAAACAGGAAUGGAAGAAAUCGCAAGAGCUUCAGGACAACAUCAAAGCACUGCAGGAUGCUUCCGGUAAGUUGGGGGAGUCUGAGGCUUACAAGAAGGCUAGAGAGGCAUAUUUGGGAGCUCAGAAGGGCUCGACAGUUGUGGGGAAAGCUUUAAAGAAAACUGGUGAUGCCGUUGAAAAAGUGGCCAGUAAUGCUUGGGACUCGGAGAUCGGUAAAAGUACAAGAACAGCAGUCAACAAGACCGCUGCGAGGCUGGACGAAUCGUUUGAGCCCGUGAGGAAAACGCAGGUGUACAAAGAUAUGUCGGAGGUGAUGGAUAGCGAGAAUAGCUCACGCUACGGUGGGUUUGCAUCGAAAGAGCAGAGAAGAUUGAAGCUUGAACAGGAUAUAGCAUCUGGGAAAAGGCCAAAGGCCGUGAGAAGUAACGAGGAGGCCGGUACUGCAUUGGUGGCUACCAACAUCGAGGCCAAAGAAUCUCUUGGUAAAAAAGUGGAUGACUUCAAAGAAAAAACCGUUGUGGGCAGAAAAUUGCAGGAAGCCAAGAACAAGCUUUGGGACGAAAGUGAAAACCCUCUGAUAGUACUUUUGCGUACCAUCAGCGGCAAAAUCGGCGGACUUUUCGCCGAAACGGAGUCGGCCCGUGUGAUGGGCCAGUUCAAAAUGAUGGAUGCCAAUUUUAACAGCGAAGCAUUUAUGAAUCAUUUGAGAGAAUACGUGAUACCUGAAGUUCUCGAAGCCUACGUCAAGGGAGACGAGAAGGUUCUCAAAUUGUGGCUCAGUGAGGCACCUUUCAACGUGUAUGCUGCCCAGCAGAAAGUUUUCCGGGAACAGGGUCUUUUCGCUGAUGGACGUAUCUUGGAUGUGAGAGGCGUGGAUAUCGUGAGUGCCAAAUUGUUGGCCCCUCAGGACCUGCCCGUUUUGGUCGUGGGUUGCAGAGCGCAGGAAAUCCACUUGUACCGGAACGUUAAGACAGGUGAGGUGGCCGCUGGUACUCAAUCCAAUAUCUUGAUGAGCUCUUACGCCAUGGUAUUCACUAGAGACCCUGAAAACAUAGAAGACAAAGAAACAGAAGGUUGGAAAAUCUUGGAGUUCGUCAGGGGUGGCUCCAGACAGUUCACAUGA